Molecule: messenger RNA, 3473 nt
Organism: Cryptomeria japonica (Japanese cedar)
Lineage: Eukaryota; Viridiplantae; Streptophyta; Pinopsida; Cupressales; Cupressaceae
Product: disease resistance protein RPV1
Exons: 7
Coding region: 387-3389 (1000 amino acids)
Biological process (GO): defense response to fungus
Molecular function (GO): ADP binding
Source: RefSeq, a predicted model, not a curated record
UGUGUCAGUUCACGCAUUUCAUGGAAAGAGGUUUUCAUGUUAUGGAGUGAGAUUUCCAGAGUCCAAAUCCAAAGGCAUUCCUAUUAAAUCUUAGAGACUAGUGUUUUCUUUUACUUGUAAUUUGUCUCUGCCACUCCGUGUCAAUCCACCCAUUUUCUUACAGUAUAGGUUUUUCCCUUAUAACAUCAGCUUCAAUCCAGCCUAGAGAGUAUAUCUUUAUUCUCCUAGUAUUGGUGCACCCACGGCUUAGAGAACUGUGUAUUUCUUUAGAUGUCUUAGGGUUUCACAGUAGCAAGGAGCUUGUGGAAAACAAUAGAGAAAUUUUUUAUAUGUGAUUAUUCAGCUUGUCCGCUAAGUAUCUCAACCAAAAAUUUCUCUGACUGGCCAUGGGUCCUUCUUGUAAUUGUUGUUGGUGCUGGAAAAGAAAGCCCACAGAAAGGGCACCACCAAAUCCUUCUGUAAGUCCCUGCACAUCCCCAUCACAAGAUCUAGUCACUACUUCCAUAAACCCAUCAACAGAUUCUCCUAAUCAGAUUGUGAUCUCCUCCACACAGACAUCAUCCACAACACCACACCCACCUUCUAGUUCCAAAAAGCCCACAGAAAGUGCACCACCAAAUCCUCCUGUAAAUCCCUGCACAUCCUCAUCACAAGAUCUAGUCACUACUUCCAUAAAUCCAUCUACACAUUCUCCUAAUCAACUUCAGAUGGUGAUCUCCUCCACACAGCCAUCAUCUACAGCACCACACCCACCUCCUUCUUCCAAAAAGCCACCACGCACGCUCGAAGAAGUUAUCAGCAAUUUUCAAGAAAUCGACAUUAAAAGCCAGGGAGAUGGUUUUAUCAAAGCCAUUGAAGAUAACUUAAAGACGGCUCAAAAGCGUACAACAGAUACUCCAAGCACAAGUAGUUCUCAUACAGACAAGCCGUCAAACUGGGCUUCAAUUAUCCAGAGCGGAGGCACAUUUUUAAAAUUUGUUAAUGAUCAUACAGAGAAAAUAAAAAUCGACACUAAGGAUAGCUCUUUUCAGUUGGGAGAAGCAACAAAAAUUGUAGGAAAUAUACUUGAGCAAAUUGGGCAGCUGCAUUGGGCAGUUGCAGGGCUAUCCAUGGUAGGCUAUCUGGUCUCAAAAUGUGCAAAAGUAUCACAGAACAGGAUUGAAUGUGUAGAGCUCUUGCAACAAAUGAUCAAGCUUGUAUCUCAUAUUACAAAGUUAAACAUUUUUAUAAAAGAAGAAAAGGUGAAAUUUGAAGAAGCUUUUCAAUACAUUAUAGAAGGAUCUCUAUGUUGCGCAUCCCAACAACAAUCGGGAAAAUUUUUCAGCUUCUUGAAAUCAAGUGUAAACUCUGAGAAAUUGAGCGGUAUUCGCACCAAGAUAAGUGAGCUCUAUAUGGAUCUGAAUUUGACGGCUACAACAAAGGUUCUUGAUGAAACAUUACAGCAAAAGACGGUCACAAAACAAAUAUUAAGGCAGAAGACGGUUAGAAAAGAAAUAUUACCACAAGUCUUUCCGGAGGGCACAGUUGGAAUCGAAGGUCAAGUGAAAGCAGUAAAUGAGCUCCUCGACAUGGAAAAUAUGGAAGAUUGCUCAUCUUUUGCCGUUGUUAUUUGGGGUUUGGGUGGCAUUGGAAAGACAACUCUUGCGAAAGCUGUUGUCUCCACUGUAGAUAGAAACCGUUACAACUAUGCCAGAAUUGAAUUAGAUUUGGAUUCUGGAAAAAAUAACUAUAAAGAAAUGCAGCAACAAAUUUUGAAGGAUGCCUUUCCAAGCUAUGAGGAGGGAAGAAAAAUAGAUUUGAGAAAUGAUGAAGAUGGUAGAGAGCACUUAACUCAGGCCUAUAAAAGUGGAGCAGAAAAGCCUGUGUUUUUAUAUAUUGAUAAUGCUCUGCACAUAAAAGACUUGGAGAAAAUUCUGCCGGAAAACUUGCGAGGUCUUCCCCAGAAUAGCAGAAUUCUUGUUACGACCAGAAUCUUGAUUGUCACAGAUGUGCUUCAGGAACGUGGUCUUCAACGCAAGGACUAUCCUGUCAAAACUCUCUCCCACCAUCAUGCGCUCACAAUUCUGUGCAAUGACCCUGCAAUCCGUCAUGAUUAUAAAGAUGAUCUAGAAAGGAUUGUCAAGCUCUGCAGCGGUAUUCCGUUGGUUCUGAAAAUUGUUGGUGCACAUUUGCGCAAGCAGGAAUAUAAAGCAGAUCGUUGUACACAGAUACUUGAAGCUUUACAUACAGGACAAAAAAUCAAAGAAAAGGACCUCAGCAACUGUUUGUUUGACUUUGUAUAUAGCAAGUUGGAGGAGUCUACUCAAGAGGCAUUCUUAGACAUCUGCUGUUUCUUUCACCAGAAUUGGCUUCGUCAAGUAGAGUACAUAGUGGGGGCUGAGGAAGUCGCAUUCCUUGUCGAUGCAGCAUUGAUCACCACAGUGAUGAAGUGGGGGGAGGAGUAUUUGUCUGUUCACGAUAUUAUUCGAUCAAUAGGGUGCACUAUGUCAAAGUCGAGUAGAAUUACGGAUGACGAUUCGUGGUUUGAAGCUGAAAAGGAUGAGGCCAAGAUGAAAGGAAUUAAAGGAAUCUGGCUUAACAAUGAAGAUUGCAUGCUUGAGAAGAGACACCUUCGUUCGAUGAAGGAUACAUUAAGAAUUCUGAGGUGGAAGGGUAGUAUAGAUGUUCACGCGACAGACGCAGUGGCACUGCCAGAGUUAAGAUUUCUUUACACAACUUCUAAUAAUAUUUGUGGGCUGAAUGUAGAAACACUUGAAAAAUUGCGUUUUUUGGGAGUUUUCAACCUUUCCAUUAAAGAGGGGGAUCAUCUGAAGUUACCUGAAAAAUUGAUGCUCAUAUUUGCCAAAAUUGAAGCGCAGCACUUAUCAAAAAUAGUGCCAAAUUCCUCCUUGGAAGAAGUAUGGCUGUCUUUUAAAGGAGUAGAGUCCUGUGAUGAAGAAAUAGAUUCCUGUAAUAAAGAACGAGAGUCCUUCAAUGAAAAACAUAAUAAGAGCAUAAAUGCAUUUAACAAAUUUCUUCAGGGUCUAAAUAAGUUGAAGCAUUUGACGUUGACAAAUUGCGGGUUUUUCUCUGAGUUUCCAGAGCAAGUGUGUAGGUUACCGCUGUUGACUACACUCACUAUUAAGGGCUGCUGGCAAUUGGAGUAUCUGCCAGAAUCAUUUGGCCAGCUUACAACUCUAAGAAGAUUGCAGUUAACGGGGUGUACAAGUUUGAAAGAAUUGCCUUUCACUUUUAGCAAUCUCAAAUCUCUUGAAUAUCUAUAUUUAGAUGAUUGUGAUAAUUUAGAAUCAGAUAUUUGUCAGAAAGAUGACAACAUCAAAAUUGUAAAGAGAAGUGAGCAUAACUGUAGCAAUUGUCACAAGGACAAAAAAACUAAAAAGUUUUUAUAAGAUGAAUGUAAAAUGUUAGAUGUUAUUUUUAAGUAAUAUUUUCAAUAAAAAUUGAAAAAUAUAUCUAAAAUAAUCUUUUCAUUA